AAUGGAUACUUUAAACGAUACCACUGAAAGUAUGGAUCGAUCCAUUCAAAUGUUUAAUCAAGAGAACGCUCAACGAAAGUCAUUUCUGAGGUUAAGCACAAAAAGCACAACUCCUAAGAGAGUAUCAUUACAAAAUAGUAAUCAUUUACGGAAAGACUUGGAUGAUACACAGUUCAAUGAUACGCAUAGCCCCCGGAUGUUGAACAAAUCCAAUAUUAAUCCUAGAUUAAUUAAGGGUCAUGAUCUUUUGGACAUAGAUAAUUCAUUAACAUUUAAUUCUUAUGAAAUUAGGGAUAUUAUGGCUUCUUCAGAGAAAAGUGAACUUACUUUGAGAGAAAUAAUGGACGAUAGUAGUGCUACUGGCAUGAUUUUAAAGGCAAAAGAACCUUGGAGAGAGAUCAUGUUAAAACUUUAUUAUGAUUUCUUACAUAGUAUACAGAUCAACUUUUCAGAGACACAAGUGUUCGAUACUAUUGCAGAUUUUAUACAAAACUGCACGGACACGUUAGAUAUAAUGAGAGGUAUGCAGUCAAAAGUGGAAACUAAUGAAAUAUCAGAAGAAGAAAUUUCUUUAGAGAAUGAAAGGAACACGUGGAGGUUGAUUUAUUGUUUGUAUCAAAAUAGAAUAAAUAGUCUUAAUUUUCCUACUCCAAUGGAGGAUGAUUCAGAAGAAAGUAACACCUACAUAUCAGAAAAAGUUGUAAUAGAUAAUUUAUUCAAAACUGAAAGUUACAUCAGGGAAUAUCAAUUAAUGAUUGAUUGGCUAGAGAAGAAUGCAUUGGAUCAAGCAGACAAAUAUCCAACCACUGAACACUUCACAGAUAAAACACUGGCAUGGGAAAAUACAGUGAGACAGAUACUUACACAUAAAGAUAAGGAACAAAUUCCAUUUCGUUCAUCUAGACCAUUGGUAUCAUCUCUAGAUCCAGAUGCUCCAAUAAGAGAGAAUAAACCUUUACACGAUCUGGACAGAGAAGAUGAUGCAAGACUUGAAAAAAGAAUGUUCAUAGAGGUACGUUGUGGUCGUCUUCAAAAAGCACAAGCGUUAGCGGAACAUUGUGGUCAGCCUUGGAGAGCCGCUUGUUUAUUAGGAUGGAUACCUCAUCAUGAUCCCAAUUAUAGAAACCCAUUAUCUGAUACUAAAUUACCUAUUCAAGGAAAUCCUAACAGAAGUCUUUGGAAAUUAUGUGCUUGGGAGCUUUCUCAAGACAAACGCGUAGGUCAAUUUUAUCGCGCCAUUUAUGCUAGCCUCUGUGGAAAUGUUCAACAAAUGUUACAAGUGGCGUCUUCCUGGCAAGAUGGAUUAUGGGCUUACAUGAAAGCACUGUUAGACAUUAAAGUGGAAAGAGAAGUGAGAGAUCUAGUGAUAAAAAGUUUCACGAACAUGCCCGAGGAUUAUUGGAAGAAUGAGAUCUCCUUAAAAGAUGUAUUCAAAGAACUCCACGCAUCGAAAAAUCCGAUUAUUCGUGCUCAAGCAAAUGCGCCUGAUCACCUCAUUCAAAAAUAUUUAAUACUGGAUCAAAUACCAAAAUUAAUGGAAGAGAUAGAAAACAUGAUAGAUACAAAGACCUGUGAUUCUCACUUUUUAAGAUUUUUAGCGCAUCUUAUAUUUUUCUUCCGCCAGAUUGGGAAAAAUGCGAAAGAUAGAAUUGGAGAUAAGGUUUUAUUGGCAUAUGUUCGCGUUUUAAUAGAAAUGGACGAUCCGGUUUUAAUUGCAUUCUACACAGCUAUGUUACCUCAAGAGCUUCAAGUAACAAACUACGCGAGCUACUUGGAGGCUAUAACAGAUUCAGAACAACGUAAAAAAUGUUUAGCUGCGGCAGAGGAUGCCAAUCUAAAUGUAGAAGCGAUCACGAAACUAGUUGUAGAAAGUAUACGCUCCAAAAAUGUAGAUAUCGACUCUGAAGAUUUGAAAGGUGCCAUAACUGAUGCGGACAUGGAAAAGAUUAACGCAUUGGAUUGGCUAAUAUUUUAUCAAAGUCAACGAGAAGAAGCGCUGUGGCAAACCAAUGCUCUCAUAAGAUAUUUCUUGUCCAAUGACAGAAUUGAUGCAGCUAGGAAAGCUUUUAAUAAGAUUCCAUCGGAUUCCAUUGAAUCCGUAAUGGCUGAAUAUCCAACGAUGGAAGGUACACUAACAAACCUUACGAUAACGAACAAUCUGUCGAAAAGAGCGUCCUCCGCAAUUCGGGAAUACCUUUGUUAUAAAACUUACCUAGAUGCUCAGGAAGGUUUCGCUGAAUGGUUUUCUCAUUACCAUCACGGAAAACCUACACCGUUAGAAGAAUUACCAGCAUAUGCUACAUUUACCGAAAAGGUUGCAUACGAACAUAAAAAGGCACAAUACAACGUUGAAAUGGAAAGAUGGAAGUCCACAAUGCAACAUCAUACGAAGGCGGUGAAACAACUACUUUUUAACGUAUUACUAUUUCCGGAUGGUGGUUGGUUGGUUGAUUCAAAUAAUAACAACGACGAAUCAUGCACACCGGAAGAAGAGUCACGUGAGCAUCAAAUGGAGAAACUGCGGCAGCUUUGUAUCCCGAAAAUUACACUUCUCUUGCAUUCUGUAAUGUCAGAAAUGAACGAACACGCUGGAUGCAUCCAAUUGGCGGAUACUCUUGCCUCCGAACAAUAUCAACUUUACAAGGUGUUCCAAAAAGGGAAACUACGCGAAGUGUUCAAGAAAAUCUGCGAGUCGUCCUUAGUUUUAAUGGAUCAAAAGAAAGAUCCCUGGGGUUACCCAAAAUGAAUCGUUUAGCAGAAUUGUAUUAGGCGAGAAAAAUUGAGGAAAGAAUAUAUUGAACCGUGUAACACGAAGUGUUGCGAUUCGAAG
Molecule: messenger RNA, 2830 nt
Organism: Habropoda laboriosa
Lineage: Eukaryota; Metazoa; Arthropoda; Insecta; Hymenoptera; Apidae
Gene: Nup107
Product: nuclear pore complex protein Nup107
Exons: 7
Coding region: 2-2746 (914 amino acids)
Biological process (GO): post-transcriptional tethering of RNA polymerase II gene DNA at nuclear periphery; protein import into nucleus; regulation of DNA-templated transcription
Cellular component (GO): nuclear pore; nuclear pore outer ring
Molecular function (GO): structural constituent of nuclear pore
Source: RefSeq, a predicted model, not a curated record